Molecule: messenger RNA, 1526 nt
Organism: Arabidopsis lyrata subsp. lyrata
Lineage: Eukaryota; Viridiplantae; Streptophyta; Magnoliopsida; Brassicales; Brassicaceae
Product: flavin-containing monooxygenase FMO GS-OX-like 4
Exons: 8
Coding region: 65-1435 (456 amino acids)
Molecular function (GO): NADP binding; N,N-dimethylaniline monooxygenase activity; flavin adenine dinucleotide binding
Source: RefSeq, a predicted model, not a curated record
GAUAUUUAUUCAAAGGGCCGUUAGUAUAUUCUCACCAUCGUUAACGAAUCUCAUAAAAGACCCAAUGGCACCUUCCUUAUCACCAAUCAGAUCACACCACGUGGCAGUUAUCGGCGCCGGAGCUGCCGGAUUAGUCGCGGCGCGAGAGCUUCGACGGGAAGGUCACUCGGUCGUCGUCUUCGAGAGGCAAAAACAAGUCGGAGGAACUUGGAUCUACACCGAUCAUAUCGAACCCGAUCCUUUAAGCGUUGAUCCGACCCGAUCCGUUGUUCAUUCGAGCGUCUAUGGCUCUCUCCGAACUAAUCUCCCUCGUGAGUGUAUGGGAUACAGAGAUUUCCCGUUCACGAUCCGUUCUGGUGUAUCGGAAUCUAGAGAUCCGAGGAGGUUUCCAAGUCAUAGUGAAGUUUUGGCGUAUUUGCAAGAUUUCGCUAAGGAGUUUGCGAUUGAGGAGAUGAUUCGGUUUGAGACUGCGGUUGUGAAGGUUGCUCCGGCGGUGGACAGUGACGGUGGUGAAGGAAUUGGGAAAUGGAGAAUUGAAUCUAUGGAGAAAGAGAAGAAAGUUCGUUGUGAUGAGAUUUAUGAUGCUGUUGUUGUUUGUAAUGGACAUUAUAUUGAACCUCGUCUCGCUGAAAUUCCUGGUAUAAGUUCUUGGCCAGGGAAGGAGAUGCAUAGUCAUAAUUAUCGUACACCCGAACCGUUUAGAGAUCAGGUUGUUGUGCUUAUAGGGAACUCUGCUAGUGCUGAUGAUAUAAGUAGGGAUAUUGCUAGAGUUGCCAAAGAGGUUCAUGUGGCUUGUAGGUCAAAUGAAGCUGAUACGUUUAUCAAGCGGCCCGGUUACAGUCAUCUAUGGAUGCAUUCAAUGAUUGAGAGUGUCCAUGAGGAUGGUUCAGUGGUUUUUCAGAACGGGAAAACGAUUUCGGUUGAUGUUAUUAUGCAUUGCACUGGGUAUAAGUAUCACUUCCCGUUUCUUGAAACCAAUGGAAAUGUUACUGUAGAUGAUAACCGUGUCGGGCCAUUGUACAAAGACGUCUUCCCUCCAGCCUUUGCACCAUGGCUCUCCUUCAUCGGGAUACCAUGGAAGGUUGUACCUUUUCCUAUGUUUGAGCUGCAGAGCAAGUGGAUCGCGGGUGUUUUGUCAGGUCGGAUCCCACUGCCUUCAAAGGAAGAUAUGCUAAUGGAAAUCAAAACCUUAUACGCAACACUUGAAGCCCAAGGGAUUGCAAAGCGAUAUACUCACCAAAUGGGCAUUACUCAAUUUGAGUACAAUCAUUGGUUGGCUUCACAAUGCGGAUGCUCAGAAACAGAGGAAUGGAGGAAAGAGAUGUAUUUAACGACUGGUGUGAGGAAGAGAGCCCAUCCAGAGACUUAUAGAGACGAAUGGGACGAUCAUCACUUAGUGUCUCAAGCUUAUCAAGAUUUCUCUUUGUACGCAUAAACAAAACAAAAGAGAAGAAAAGAUGGGCACACCGGGCAAUGUAGCUCCAGAAUCGACAAUGUAAGUAUUCCCAGUGACAUAUUGAGAAGAA